AUGCCUGAAGGAAACUGCACUGCCCUGACUGAGUUCAUUCUCCUGGGUUUCACAGACCGGCCUGAGGUGGAGAUUCCUUUGUUUGGGCUCUUCCUGCUCAUCUAUGGCACCACCUUGGUGGGGAACGUCUGCCUCGUGGUGCUCGUCCGGCUCAACGCCCACCUUCACACCCCCAUGUAUUAUUUCCUGAGCAAUUUAUCCUUCCUAGACCUCAGCUGUUCCUCGGCCAUCGCUCCCAAGAUGCUGGUGAACCUCUUGUCCCAGCACAAAGCCAUCUCUUCCCUGGGCUGUGGGAUGCAGAUGUUCCUCUUGGCCGCCUCCAUCGACGCCGAGUGCCUCGUUCUGGCCGCCAUGGCCUACGACCGCUACGUGGCUGUUUGUCACCCUCUCCUCUACCCUGUGGCCAUGUCCCACGGGACCUGCACCUCCCUGGUGGCCGGGGCGUUCCUCAGCGGGGCUCUGACCUCGCUGGUCCACACGUCCCUCACGUUCUCGCUGCGGUUCUGCGGCUCCGGCCGCAUCGACCACUUCUUCUGCGACAUCCCAGCCCUGCUGGAGCUGCCCCGCUCCGACACGCGCCUCAACCGGGCCCUGCUCGUCACCCUGUGCGGCCUCAUCCAGACCAGCACCUUCCUGAGCAUCGCCCUGUCCUACACCUGCAUCCUCAGCACCUUGUCCCGCAUCCAGGUGACCGACAGCAGGCACAAAGCCUUCCACACCUGCAGCUCCCACCUGACAGCCGUGGGGCUGUUCUACGGCUCCCUCCUCUUCACCUACCUGAAGCCCAGCUCCAACCACUCCCCCCUGGGCACAGACAAAGCUGUGUCUGCGCUUUACACUCUCGUCUUCCCCAUGCUGAACCCCCUGAUUUACAGCCUGAGGAACAAAGAGGUGAAGGAUGCCCUGAGGAGGACACUGGAGAGGAGGGUCUUUUCUCAGGGGUUUCUUAGGGUGCGUUUCCAGGGCGAAACACAAUAA
Messenger RNA from Myiozetetes cayanensis, 978 nucleotides. RefSeq names its product olfactory receptor 5AS1-like. Gene Ontology annotation, biological process: G protein-coupled receptor signaling pathway; sensory perception of smell. The record is from RefSeq and is a predicted model, not a curated record. The coding region runs from base 1 to 978 and encodes 325 amino acids. Gene Ontology annotation, cellular component: membrane. The transcript has a single exon. Gene Ontology annotation, molecular function: G protein-coupled receptor activity; odorant binding; olfactory receptor activity. Lineage: Eukaryota; Metazoa; Chordata; Aves; Passeriformes; Tyrannidae.